Messenger RNA from Coregonus clupeaformis (lake whitefish), 1910 nucleotides. Its product is annotated as carboxypeptidase A6. The transcript is spliced from 11 exons. The record is from RefSeq and is a predicted model, not a curated record. Gene Ontology annotation, molecular function: zinc ion binding; metallocarboxypeptidase activity. Gene Ontology annotation, biological process: proteolysis. NCBI's taxonomy places the organism in Eukaryota, Metazoa, Chordata, Actinopteri, Salmoniformes, Salmonidae. Bases 311 to 1669 code for a protein of 452 amino acids.
UUUAAAAAGAACGGGAUACCCUACAAUUCCCACCAGGGCUUCACAGAGGUGGCUAAAUGACUCCCCCGUGCCAGUUGACCGACUUUCGCACCUCCGCAGCACUUCUAUGCAAUUGUCAGAAGAGCGUCAAAGGGACAGCGCGCAGAACGCACCAACGACCCAUGAGACUUCAUCAUCAAACUUGUUGACGGGCGGACCGUCCUUAUUUUUAAUCCCAGUUUCUAUUCUUGUUGAUCUACAGCCUGCAGAGAAAUCAUAUUGGAGGGCGAGAAGUGGGGCUAUCCUCUGUCAUUAUUAAUAUUCGCUCGAGAUGGCAGUGAACUUUAGAUGCGCAGUUCAAGCCUUGGUUUUACUGGGCUGUGUGAUUAUCCUCAGUAACGUGCUAUGUCCCGUUGGUGCGUACCUCUACAACAACCGCUAUGCAGGUGAUCAAGUCUUCAGGAUAACUCCCAGCAACAAGGAGGAGGUUCAGGUGCUCAAGAAACUCCUGGGAAACAUCAAGGUCGAUCUAUGGCAGCCCAACAGUGUCUCUCUGAUCCGACACAAUGCCACCGUGGACGUGCACGUGAGACGGAACAACACGCGAGGGCUACGGGCAGGCCUCCAGAAAGAACACAUAGAAUUUAAGGUGUUCAUAUCUAACCUUCAGAAGGAAAUUGAAAAGCAGACGGGAUAUCGCUCUUCCCGCAAGAGGAGGUCUGAAUCCCAAUAUGACUAUGAGGUGUACCACUCUCUGGAGGAGAUCCAGAGUUGGAUGUUUGAGAUUAACAGGACCAAUCCUCACCUGGUGGACAUGUUCUCUAUAGGGAGGUCAUAUGAAGGCAGGCCCCUCUACGUACUUCAGCUAGGAAAGAGAACACGGACCUGUAAGAAGGCAGUGUGGAUAGACUGUGGGGUCCACGCCAGAGAGUGGAUCGGACCGGCCUUCUGCCAGUGGUUUGUCAAAGAGGCUCUGCAUUCCUACCAGUAUGACUCUGUGAUGAGACGACUGAUGAACCAGCUCAACUUCUACAUAAUGCCUGUCUUCAACGUGGACGGAUAUCACUUCAGCUGGUCUACGGAUCGUUUCUGGAGGAAAACCCGGUCAAAAAACGCCAAGUACCACUGCAGAGGUGUUGACGCCAACAGGAACUGGAAAGUCAAGUGGUGUGAGGAGGGUGCAUCCUCCCACCCCUGUGAUGACACGUACUGCGGACCCUUCCCCGAGUCCGAGCCGGAGGUCAAGGCGGUUGCCAAGUUCCUGCGGAAGCACAAGAAACUCGUCAAGGCCUAUAUCUCCAUCCACGCCUACGCCCAAAUGUUGCUCUACCCCUACUCCUAUAAAUACGCCACCAUCCCUAACUUCAACUGUGUGGAGUCAGCUGCACACAAUGCAGUGACUGCCCUGUACUCUGCAUAUGGAGUGAGGUACAGAUAUGGACCUGCUUCUACCACGCUGUAUGUCAGCUCAGGCAGUUCCAUGGACUGGGCCUAUAGGAAUGGGAUCCCUUAUGCCUUUGCUUUUGAACUGCGGGACACAGGCUACUUUGGUUUCCUGUUACCUGAAACUCUGAUCAACCCCACCUGCACUGAGACCAUGAGAGCGGUGAAGACCAUCUCAUCAGGCCUACUUAAGAAGUGUGAGACAGGGAUGUAUCAGCUGGACAGGGAGAGAUAUCCAUAUCUCUGAGAUAUACAGAUAAUUAUCUCUGCAUCUGCUAGCAAAUAUCUACGGGCGGUAGGUUAUUGUGCCAAAAAGGAAAAAGCAACAUGUAUCAUGCAAGCCUUAAAGGGAUAGUUCGGGAUUUUAUCUACUUACCUAGAUUCAGAUGAAAUUGUGGAUAAAAACGUUAUGUAUCUGCGUGCAGUUUGAAGGAAGCUGCUAACUAGUGUUAGCGCAAUUGCUAACUUGCGUUAGUGCAAUGACUAAG